Strongylus vulgaris is the source of this 216-nucleotide messenger RNA. NCBI's taxonomy places the organism in Eukaryota, Metazoa, Nematoda, Chromadorea, Rhabditida, Strongylidae. The record is from the annotation of a GenBank genome assembly.
AUGGUGCGACAUCAAGGCGCUCGAAACGCUGUCUCAAAUAUUGCAUUUGUCCGAACACGCUUCGCCGUGCCCGAUCCACCUCGUCUAACAAAGGCUGAAGCAUUAGGAACUGAUGAGAUUCUGCAUAUCAGAACGGCCUAUACAUUGAGAGAACCCCAGACUGGACAAAGUUCAGUAAGAGUAGCACAUGCACCAGACGUUGCGGAGGCGCAAUAA